GAAGCAGAAGGCAUCAGCGGCGAGAUUCAGCAGCAAUGUAGAAUUUGUAGCCGAACAUGGCAGAAGUAUAACUCUUUCGUUAUUUGUGUAAUUUUAUAAAUGUGCCAAUGUACGAGCAAUAUGAGUUACGUUAAAAGUUAUUUUCCAAUUAGACAUGAUAAUUGUAUCAAGUUAGUGAUUCAAAGUGAUUUCCCGGAGUUAAGUGUACCGAGUUGAUUUUCAGGUCGGAUGCUCACUAGGGUAGCAACGAGAUGGAUGGCACUCGAGCGGCAGAGGUACUUCCUCUGCUACAAGAACGACUAGCAAUAUUACCGGGUGGACGCGAUCGUCGUGGCGGUCCUGUUCUCGUCUUUCCUACCACUCCGAGACGAGAACGUGCUAAACCAGAAGAUUAUCGUCGUCUGUUACAGUAUCUUCUAGCCAUUCCUAAUGACGAAGCAAGGGGACUUGGUUUCACCGUCGUCAUUGACAUGCGCGGAGCUACCUGGGGCACAGUGAAACCAAUUCUCAAGGUUCUACACGAACAUUUUCCCGGAUCAGUACAUGUUGCCUUUAUCAUAAAGCCUGACAACUUUUGGCAGAAACAAAGAACCUCGUUGGGCAGCCACAAAUACAAGUUUGAGACCAACAUGAUCAGCCUCGAAGCACUGAGCAAGGUGAUAGACCCGUCUCAGCUGACUGCCGAUUUGGAUGGAACGCUUCAGUAUGAUCACGCUCAAUGGAUCGACACUCGUCUCGCUGUAGAGGAUUUUACUUGGCAGGCCGCAGACUUGCUCGACAGAUUAGAUGAUCUGCAAGAGGAUCUGAGUCGCAAUGACUUUGCCGAUGAUGUUGGUGGUGCUAAACAUGGCAUCGAUCUUCACAAUGAAAUGAAGAAAAAAAUCAUGAAAGUACCUGUCGAAGAGGUUGAAGUAGUCGGACAACGUCUGCUUCAACGCUUCAACAGCGGAAUGAGUGGGACAGGCGGAGAAGGUGGCAGUAUCGAGGUUGGAGCCACUGGUGGAGCAGAUCCUGAUGGUCGUGCCCUGGCAGCACUAGUUAUCCAGCAUUUGGAUUCCGUUCACGCAGCGCAGCAACAUCUUCUGCAACUCUGGCACAUAAAGAAGAUGAAAUUAGAUCAGUGCUUUCAACUUCGUUUGUUCGAGCAAGAUUGUGAGAAAAUGUUCGAUUGGAUAUGCCACAACAGGGAAGAAUUUCUAAAAAAUUACGUGGAGAUUGGUCGAUCUUAUCAAGCAGCUAAAACAUUGCAAGAAAAUCACAAGCACGAUACUAUGAGUUCGAUGAACGUUUACGUUAAUAUUAAUAGAAUAUUAACAAUGGCUGGUAGACUUCUAGAAACUCAACAUUACGCGGCUGGUCACGUUCGUGCCGUUGCUGGAAGACUGGACAGAGCUUGGAAAGAAUUUGCGGCAGGACUUGACGAGCGUACCGCAGUUCUUGGUCUGAGCGUUGUCUUUCAUCAUAAGGCAGAGCAAUACGUUGACAGCGUUGCCGGAUGGAGUCAAGCUUGCGAUGCAACAAAUCUACCCAGUGAAAUUGCAGUUCUUGAAUCUCACAUCAGACAACAUCAAACUCUCUACGAAGCUAUGUGUCAGGCUUACACUGAGGUAUACAACGCGUAUCAAGCGCUUUUGAGCGGGCUGGGCUCAAUGCUCCACGUUUGCCAUAGCGCAAGUACAACCAGCAGCACUGGGGUGGAUGAAUUUCACGUCAAUUAUAGUCAAGAAGGGCACGUUAUGGAUGGCCGAGGCGGUAUGAGUGGAAACCCAGCUGAAGAUUACAGUGCAGGUGCAUCUCAUGUCCUAGCUGUCAUACAUCAGAUCCUUGGUCAUCACAGAGCCUUGGAGGCUCGAUGGCAUUCCCGCAAAGUCAAGUUGCACCAGCGACUUGCUUUGAGAUUAUUUCAAGAAGAUGUGAAGCAGGUUUUGGACUGGUUAACAAAUCAUGGUGAAGUUUUCAUUAGAAAAAAUACGGGAGUUGGUAGAAAUCUGCAAAAAGCUAGAGUGUACCAAAAGAGUCACGAACACUUUGAAAAUGUCGCACAGAAUACUUAUACAAAUGCCACCAAGCUAUUAACAGCAGCCGAGGAACUUGCACACACUGGAGAAUGUGCAGCGGAUGAAAUUUAUGCCGUAGCUCAGGAACUAGAGGCGCAUGUGAGCAGUUUUGCAGCCAGGGUAGAACAGAGACGUCGCCGACUUGAUUUGGCAGUUGUUUUUUAUACUCACGAAAAAGAGCUCUCCGGAUGGGUAGAUGAAUUACGGCAAGAACUUCAGCAAGAUGAGGUAGCAGAGAGUCUUGAAACAGCGGAAAGGCUAUUGGACCAAUGUGCUCAACACAGAUCCUCUUGUCUCGAAGCUUGUGCCUCGACGAUUGCUCAGGGAGAAGCCCUUCUUCAAGAACUCAGAGAUUCUACUGACGCCCCAGACACGACGGGAUCGGUUUCUGCAGUUGAAGCAGCUUUGGAUCGUCUAUCAGGGCUUCGCCAGGAGCUCGAGGAACUUUGGGCAACCAGAAAAUUGAGAUUAGAACUGUGUCUGCGGUUGCGAGUUUUUGAAAGAGACGCAUUAGAAGCUAGCGGGCAACUGGAAAUGUGGGCCCAAGAGCUGCAAGGCCCUCCUCGGGAGGGGUCUCCGGAACAAUUGUUGCGUGUACACAACGACGGCGUUGCGCAUAUGCAAAACACCGCUUUUCAAGUUCUGCAACAGGGUCAGGAGCUCGCCCAGGUUCUUGAGCAAGCUGGCGUAUGUGUCAUGGCAGAUGGACAACACAGUGCUGCAGCCAGGGUUCAAGUACUUUUAGAAUUUUUGAACGAGCGAGAAAUGGAUGCGGAAGAUCUCGCAGAGAUGCGUCGGGUUCGUUUAGAACAGGCAGCUCAACUUGUUCAACUUCAAGCGGAUGCAACCCAUGUUGCUAAUUGGAUUCGCAACGGAGAAGCUAUGCUUCUGGCCUCUCUCAGGGUACCAGAAAAUCUACAGGAUGCCGAACAACUCAGACUAGAACACGAGCAGUUCCAAGUUGCUAUUGAGAAGACUCACACAUCCGCUGUGCAGGUAAAACACAGAGCCGAUGCAUUGGUAAGCGCAAACCACUAUGAUCCAAAGAGUAUACGAGAUGUAGCAGAAGAUGUAACGAAAAGAUGGCAGCAGUUGGUUACGUGCGCCGAGGAAAGACACAAGCUCGUCACAGCCAGUAUAAACUUUUACAAAACAGCCGAACAAGUUCGAUCGGUCCUUGACAGUUUGGAGAGAGAAUAUAGACGAGACGAAGAUUGGUGCGCUAGCGGGGAUAAAGGAGGACAAGUUCCUACUUUGGUUGGCAAACAUCAGGAGCAGAAAGAAGCAUUUCUUAAAGCUUGCACUUUGGUCCGUCGUACUGCAGAAACUUUCCUCAAAUACACCAAUCGGAGUUUACAAUUUUAUAGCUACCAGACAAGCAGUGCCGGCUCUGAGGGAAAAGUUAAAAGUAUUCUGGAAGAGCUACUGAGCAAGGAGAAUAAAGUUCUGGAGCACUGGACACAACGGAAGAAGCGCCUUGAUCAGUGCCACCAAUACAUCUUGUUUGAACGCAGUGCAAAGCAGGCUCUAGAAUGGAUUCGGGAAACUGGAGAACUCUAUCUCGCUACGCACACAAAUGUUGGAAAAAAUCGCGCGGAAAAUGAACAGCUACUACAAGAACACAAUGAAUUUAAAGGAGCUGCAAAGGAAACUCGAGAGAGAGUUAAACUGCUUAUUCAGCUAGCUGACAAUCUCGUUGAAAAAGGACAUGCUCAUGCCGCUGCGAUUAAGCAAUCUGUCGCUGAGGUGGAUCAGCGCUACAAGGACUUUAGUUUGCGGAUGGAUUGUUACAAAACCCAAAUCGAGGGAGAUCUGGGAAUUCAAUCCGAUGAUGGUCACAAAGAUCUGGCUAUUGAUAGAAACUCGGAUCCUCUUUUGGAAGAAAAAAUUAAAGGAAAAGACUUGAAAGAGCUAAAUGAAGAGAAGAGACGAUCCGCUCGGCGAAAAGAGUUCAUCAUGGCCGAACUCUUACAAACCGAGCGGACCUAUGUUAAAGAUUUGGAAACAUGCAUUCGAUGCUUCUUUGAGGAAACGAGAAGCGGACGAGGCAACGUUCCCGCCGGACUACAGGGAAGAGAAUCAAUGAUAUUCAGUAACAUGGAAGAAAUUUACCAAUUCCACAGCGAUAUAUUCUUGCGUGAAUUAGAAAAAUAUGAAACUAUGCCAGAGGAUGUUGGUCACUGUUUUGUUACCUGGGCUGCGAAAUUCGAUAUGUAUGUUACGUAUUGUAAAAACAAGCCAGAGAGCAAUCAACUACUAGUCGCACACGGAGGAACGUGGUUUGAAGAUUUACAGCGAAAGCACAGAGUCGAACAUCCCAUCGCUGCAUAUCUAAUAAAACCUGUUCAAAGGAUCACAAAGUACCAACUACUCUUGAAAGAUCUUCAGGCUUGCUGCCAGGAAGGUCAGGGUGAAAUAAAAGAUGGUUUAGAAGUAAUGCUAAACGUGCCUAAAAAAGCAAAUGAUGCUUUACAUUUGAGUCUUCUGGAGGGCUGCGACGUCAGAAUAGAUACACUAGGAGACGUAGUGCUUCAGGAUUCUUUCACAGUUUGGGAUCCUAAACAGCUGAUUAGAAAGGGUCGAGAUCGGCACAUAUUCCUUUUUGAAUUGUACCUCCUGUUCAGUAAAGAGGUCAAAGAUUCAGCUGGAAAGGUCAAGUACAUCUACAAGAGUCGACUGAUGACUUCUGAGCUGGGAGUAACCGAGCACAUCGAGGGUGACGAGUGCAAGUUUGCAGUGUGGACAGGACGGGCGCCGACCAGCGACACUCGGGUUGUCCUGAGGGCCAACUCCUUGGAGGCGAAACAGUUGUGGGUGAAGAGGCUACGCGAGGUCAUUCAGGAGACCUACUUCAGUUUAAGCAUGCCCAAGAGUCCUGCGAAGAAGAGUUCCAGUCAGCGAUCUAGCAGAGACCUCGAGGAGUGUGCAUCCCUGGACGAUAGCGUUGAAAAUCUCGAUCGUAACUCCCUCGCGUCGUUUGGAUCCACAAAUACGACAGAUUCCGAUAAGACUGGAGUCGCGGAAAUGACGUGGGUGGUCGCUGACCAUUCGGCGGCACCGGGAUCCAGGGAGCUGACCGUUUCUAAGGGGCAACAGGUCGAGGUUCUCGAAAACGGAACCGGCGAAUGGACUUUGGUGAGACUAUCGGUAGCUUCUGGACAAUCGGAUUCUCCUCUCGAGGGUCUCGUUCCCACCGCCGUUCUAAAGCAGCCGCCUACGACAGCCUGCAAAACUUCACCUUCCAGGAAGCCUCCGUCACAAUCGACGAUUCCUGUUGCUCAGCAAUCAAUUAACGCCGAAGACAGCGAAGUGGGAACCAGCGACGGAGGCGCUUCUGCAAGUACAAGCUCACCGGGGAACAAACGGCGAGUUUUCAGUGGAAGAAAAUGGCUGCCGCCACCGCUACGUAAGUUGAGUCAAGGGAAGGUAGAAAAGUCAUCGGCAUCGACGUCGGACAGGCUGCCGCCUCUGAAGAAAACUGGAUCAGACAAACGGUUCAAAUUACCGAGCGGUGACAAAUCCGGUAGGGCGGCGUCAGAGGGCGAAGAGGAAGAAGACGUCGAGGGCGAAGACGGCGAGACGCCGGCUUUCCUAGAACAAAACGGGGGCGAGGAUGGGGAGGAUGACCUCGAGCUUCCACCACCGAUGAAACCGAUAACAGAGCCAAUUGUCGUCGUAACGGGAAACGGACCAUCCGGUUCAACGAUCCCCGACGAAUUGUCCGGAAAAAGAGGUUCAGAAAAUUCCAUGAGUAGUUUGGACGGUGCUACGUCUGUUGAUCUUGCAGAGAUUGAACAGAUUGUUAAAGAAAGAAUGGAACAACACACGGAAAACCAGGAGAGGAAUAGUUUGCAGCGAGUGCCUAGUAAAGCAACGGGCAGCGAAGAUGCGGUCAGCCUCGGUAUAUCAGCAGCCGAAGAGACAGAUCCAGAAAGCGCAGCAAUCAUUAAGAGACAGUUCGUUAUCAGUGAGUUAGUUGAAACUGAAAGACUAUACGUCAGUGAUUUAAAGCAGAUUGUUGAGGGAUACAUGGCGCUCAUGAGAGAUCCUGACAGCGAAAUUCCUCUACCUGAAGAUCUGCGUGGCGGAAAAGACAAAAUGCUGUUUGGCAAUAUAGAAGCAAUUUACGAGUGGCACAGGGAUUUUUUCCUCAAAGCAUUGGAGCAUUGUCUGGAGAGACCACAAGAUUUGGGUCCACUGUUCAAAAAGUAUGAAAGGAAGUUGCAUAUGUAUGUUGUCUAUUGUCAAAAUAAGCCAGUUUCCGAGUAUAUUGUGUCUGAACACAUCGACACAUACUUUGAGGAAUUGCGACAAAAGUUGGGUCACAGGCUUCAGUUAUGUGACUUACUUAUAAAGCCUGUACAGCGAAUAAUGAAGUAUCAAUUGCUGCUGCGUGAGGCACUAAGAUUAACAGAAAAGACGCAAAAUCAUUCAGAGAUAGAAGGUCUUCGAGCGGCAGCACAUGUUAUGCACAUCAUUCCCAAAGCAGCCAAUGACAUGAUGGACGUAGGAAGGUUACAGGGCUUUGAUGGUAAAAUUACUGCCCAGGGAAAACUACUACUUCAUGGCCCGCUAUUAGUUUCUGAAAUAGGAAAUGUACCUGUACGCGGAAGAGAAUGGCAGGUUUUUCUAUUUGAGCAGAAUAUUAUAUUUAGCGAAGCUGUUGGAAAGAAAACCCAGUUCACCAAUCCCGCUUACAUAUACAAAGCUCAUAUACAGGUGAACAAAAUGAGUCUCGAUGACUUGGGAGAUGACCCUGAAAGGUUUGUGAUUCGUUCGACGGAUCCGCGUAAGCCUGGCUUGGGAUUCUCGUGUGCAGCAGUGGAUGAGAAUGAGGCGCGAAAACAGGAAUGGGUGGAUACGAUAACAGCGAUCCUGCAAACACAGCGCGACUUCCUAAAGGCAAUACAGUCCCCAAUUGCCUACCAAAAGGAACUUACCAAAGACCCACUCCGUGGCUCGACACCGGAACCAGUCAUUCAAGCAGCCAUGUCAGUUCCCCCAAUGCUGACAGUAUCUGGAGCAGCAAACAAGGAAAGAAGCAAUCAACGUAAAACGCAGCUGAUUCAGCGGUCACACACUGCAGGUGGCUUAGAUGGUGAUGCGCCGCCUCCUCGGACACCCAGCCCUACUAAGAGUAGACUUAACUUCUUAGAAGGGUUCAGGAACACUCUGCGAGCACGUUCGCCAGUUCGCAACAACUCAAUUCCGCACGAUGGGUGGUGGUUCUACUGUACAUCCUACUGUUGGGUGGCUCCAGGUGCUCGCGUACGAUUAGCCGCUGACUGGGUUAAACUACACGCUGGAGACGAACUGGUCGUAUCUCAUUUGGAUGGACCAGGGCUAGUCGUUUCUCCUAUUGACGCAAAGGAAGAAUUGUGGAUUCCAGCAAGUUUUAUUCCCAACUCAUCAAUCAACAGAGCAUGGUCGUUUCGCCCGAGGAAAAUAGACCCAGAUCAAGCAGUGUCUAGUCCUCAGAAGGGGCUUGGAGAAAAAAUGCCACCAAAAGUACUAAGUGCUUCAACACCUGUUAAAGUCACUGCCGGCGAGGUAGCCAGACUUUCCAUAGAAGUUGCACGGGCCGAAGGUGCUACGGUUGUUUGGAGGAAGGAGGGAGAAUCUCAUGAUAUUGUACCGAGCGAACGCUAUAGGCUUCACCAUAAUUCGGGAUUUAUAUAUCUCGAAAUUUCUCGUUGUCGUCCAGUGGAUUCCGGUGUAUAUGUUUGUAGUAUACAGUGUGAUAAUGGUUCCUGUUCCACGAAAGUCUCACUCAAUGUAACAGGAGGAAAUGGAACAACGUGGGCACGUAUUUUGGGUACGACGAAGGUUGAAGUAGAUUGGGAGUGUCAUGAUACUGGGUCGUGUAACUUGGAAUACAGAACAAUACCAUCGUUAGAAUGGACCACUAUUAUAAAAGAAGUCAAAACGCCUCCGACUGUCCUGGAAUUACUACCUGGGACUUCCUACAGUUUUAGAAUAGUUGGAAAGACUGGAAACGCGACGUCACCUUCAGCUGUGAUAACAUUGCCCAUGGAUGAGGGAAUAAGCUGGGAAGCUGAGCAAUUCGUCGGACGAUAUCUGGAAUUGGAUGAGCUGGGAAAGGGGAGGUUUGCAGUUGUACGGCGCGCCAGAGACCGCGGUACUGGGCAUGAAGUUGCGCUUAAACAAACGCCACGUCACAAACAAUCUAGAUCAUUCACUCGUUCAGAGUACGAUUUAUUGGCAUCGACGCAUCACACAAACAUCGUUAGGGCAUUUGCUCUUUUUGAAAAUGCUCCACAGCCUGGAGUAGACACAAUCGUUCUUGAGUUAGUUCGAGGUCCGAUGCUGUUCACAUACCUAUGUGAGAAGAAAGAAUAUACGGAAGCAUCUGCCAGCAAAUAUGCCAGCCAAUUGCUUUCGGCUCUGGAUUGGUUACAUUCCCGGCACUUUGCUCAUCUCGAUGUGAAACCUGAAAAUGUUCUGGUCGACCAAGAAACAGAAAUCGUCAAGCUUGUUGACUUAGGUGAAGCUGUCCGAGGGCCUGUGGAGGAAGUAGUACCGCCUGCUGACUUGGAGUUUGCAGCACCUGAAUUAGUCCUCGGCAGACCUACUGGUCGUCACACGGAUAUGUGGGCAACUGGAGUAUUCAUUUAUGUAUUGCUAAGUGGCUUGUCACCUUUCCUGGAUGAUUCGGUCGAGGAAACGACAGCAAAUAUAUUAAAAUGUGAUUUCUGCUUUCCUGAUGAAUAUUUCGAGAAGGUUUCAAAUGAUGCAAAAGAUCUUCUCGGAAGAUUGCUGUGCCUGCAUGGAGAAGACCGUGUAUCUGCAGAGAAUUGCUUAGAAUCUCCGUGGUUUAAGAUUUCCAAAGGUGCUACGAUACCCUCAUCUCGAAUGGCAGCAUUCACAGAGCGUCGGGCACAUUGUUCCAAAUCACAUCAAGACCAUAACGAAACUUUUUAUUCUUAACAAUACAUAUUGGUCCAGAAUGUUAUAUCCUAUUAACAGUUUAUAAGGAAAUGCAGAAAGUGACAUGUAAAUAACAAAGAUAUAUUUAAAUUUGUAUACCUCGAA
Molecule: messenger RNA, 9110 nt
Organism: Diprion similis
Lineage: Eukaryota; Metazoa; Arthropoda; Insecta; Hymenoptera; Diprionidae
Gene: trio
Product: kalirin
Exons: 35
Coding region: 252-9005 (2917 amino acids)
Biological process (GO): protein phosphorylation; axon guidance
Cellular component (GO): cytoplasm
Molecular function (GO): protein binding; guanyl-nucleotide exchange factor activity; ATP binding
Source: RefSeq, a predicted model, not a curated record